CCACGAUCAGCCACAACAGUAUCUCCACUGCAAAUCCAACAUGAAGGUAAUCAUUUUCCUGGCUCUGGCUUUUGUCCUGGCUUGUGUGGUUCAGGCUCAGCCUGUUGCCGACAAGUCCCAGAAGGAGGUCUUGGAGGUCCAUACCCUGGAGGAGGAUCUGCCGGAGAAUGCUGAUGUGCAGGAGCACAGUCGCCAAAAAAGAGCCACCUGUGAUCUGCUCUCCAAGUGGAACUGGAACCACACCGCCUGCGCCGCCCACUGCCUUGCUCGGAAGUACAAGGGGGGAUACUGCAACGACAAGGCUGUCUGCGUAUGCCGCCACUGAUUUCGAUAAGGAGUUGAUAUUAUUUAACUUUUAAUUUAUUGAGCAAAUAUAUAUUGCGUGUUACAAACAAA
Molecule: messenger RNA, 396 nt
Organism: Drosophila bipectinata
Lineage: Eukaryota; Metazoa; Arthropoda; Insecta; Diptera; Drosophilidae
Gene: Def
Product: Defensin
Biological process (GO): defense response to bacterium; humoral immune response
Source: RefSeq, a predicted model, not a curated record